This is a messenger RNA of Anoplophora glabripennis (Asian longhorned beetle), 1091 nucleotides long. RefSeq names its product odorant receptor 94a-like. Bases 133 to 996 code for a protein of 287 amino acids. The transcript has 7 exons. NCBI's taxonomy places the organism in Eukaryota, Metazoa, Arthropoda, Insecta, Coleoptera, Cerambycidae. Gene Ontology annotation, molecular function: odorant binding; olfactory receptor activity. The record is from RefSeq and is a predicted model, not a curated record. Gene Ontology annotation, biological process: sensory perception of smell; detection of chemical stimulus involved in sensory perception of smell. Gene Ontology annotation, cellular component: plasma membrane.
UGACAGUCGUAAAGUUUGUGAAAUACGUUGUUGCACUUUGAUUAACUCGACGAUUUUCUUGAUAUAAGGUACGAACCUUGCGAGGAGCGUAACUUCUUCCCGGGCUUAAUAUCAAGAAAGACGAAGGCGGCGAUGAAAAAAUAUACCCUGAUAUGUUUCGCGUUGCCCCACUUGACCCUAUUCGCCUCGUAUAUUCCUCCGGCGGCAACGGCUAUCUUGGUCAUGUUCGAAGGGAAUGGCACUAGACAAUUGCCAGAGAGAUUGCCCUACUACAGCUGGGUCCCUUUCGGGUUCGAUACCGGACCUUCUUACCUCAUCGCCCUUGGAUACCAAGCCGGCCCUAUGUUUUCGUACGGUUACAGCAUUUCUGGGAUGGACGCGUUGUGUUACGGUCUGAUGCUGUGCAUUGCCGGAAAUCUGGCCAUAAUCCAGGGCGCUUUCUUAACAAUCAGAGAGAGGUCCUUAAAAAGGAUUAAAGGACCCGAGUGGGCCGCCGACGGGCUGUAUAAUUCCGCUUGUCUGAACGCCGCUAUGAAUGGCGAGAUGAGGAGCAUCUGCAGAAAUCUGCAAACAGUCCUUAACUCAUGCAAGGACUUAGAGCAUCUUCAAAAGUACGUAAUAUUGGCACAAGUGUCUACAAUCCAGAUGAUAAUAUGCUCCUGUCUUUAUCUAGUGUCAACGGUUCCAAUUAACAGCAAGCAAUUUUAUGCUGAAAUUGUAUACCUAGUAGCCAUGGGAAUACAACCAUUCUUCUUAUGUUUAUUUGGGAACGAAGUGACGUUUCAGGCGAAAUAUAUGCCUGACUACUUAUGGCAAUGCGACUGGUUAGCGGCAGACAAGAAAUUUAAGAAAAGUAUGAUAAUAACAAUGGCUAGAUUAAGCAAACCUGUCUCUUUAACUGCUGGAAAUUUUGCUUCGUUGACUUUGACAACGUUCGUUUCAAUUAUGAAAGCUUCCUAUUCGUUUUUCACUUUCCUGAAGAACACGGGCGAGUAACUCAAGAAUGAAGGACAAGAUAGCAGCUUUAAUAUCUCGGUUUUAGAAACACGCACCUGUAUCUUUUAGUUGAAAUCCACUUGUAAAAGGUAGAA